Molecule: messenger RNA, 752 nt
Organism: Aplysia californica (California sea hare)
Lineage: Eukaryota; Metazoa; Mollusca; Gastropoda; Aplysiida; Aplysiidae
Exons: 6
Coding region: 36-752 (238 amino acids)
Source: RefSeq, a predicted model, not a curated record
UUCCACAGGCCGGCACGGUGUGCUCUGCCAACUUCAUGACGGGCUACCCCGACCACGGGAUCUGUUUCGAGGCCAACAACAUGUACUUCAAGUCUCCGGGGGUCAAGGUCAGCCUGUGGACCACCAAGGACGGACCUGAUGUGGUAUUUGACCGGUACCACUACAAGAACUUCACCGAGUGGUGCACGGACAUGCGAGUGGUCACUCUGGAGGUGACCGUGCCGGAUUACGUCACAGACCAGAACGCAGAGUUCCGGUUCAGCUUCUCGGUCAAGAACAAAACAAAGACGGACAUCGCCAAGAUUUACAACAUGGAUUCCUACAAGGAGUGUAAUCUCCACCAUGAGCUGCAGUCAGGCGAGGCGAUGCUCAUUACAGGACAGCGCUAUCCCGCGACACAGGAUCUGCCUCAGGAAUGCUGGCUGACCAUCAGCACCGCGAGUGGCGACGAAUAUGAACAGGUGUGCUUGACCUUGACCUAUCUCGUGGACCAGAACUGUGUCUCGACCUUGAACGUCUCCGGAUUUCAAGAGAGGUGGUGGGAUCCUGUAAAGAGCAUCGGUUGCCAUGACGACCUCCCGAAAGAGUCUAUCACCACGGGGGAGAUGUGCUCCAAGGACAAAAAUUUGACCUUUCUCCUGACCCGGCAGAGUUCUGAUGAGACAGGCAUGACCUUUAAGGCUUCCAUCCACAGCAAAUGGCACACACAUGGUCACGUGCACGUGCAGUCACAGAAGCAAGAUCGAGUGUGA